Closterium sp. NIES-67 is the source of this 1645-nucleotide messenger RNA. NCBI's taxonomy places the organism in Eukaryota, Viridiplantae, Streptophyta, Zygnematophyceae, Desmidiales, Closteriaceae. The record is from the annotation of a GenBank genome assembly.
GCCGCUGCUGCUGCGCCGACAGAACGCACGGCGCUGCAACCAGCGCUGCCACUUGGUUGAAUGCAAUCACGUGAGCAUGGCUCACGGCGGUUACUUCUUCGUCUUCAAGCACCCUGGUCCCUUUCCGUGGAAUGGAUUAGUCUUGCCCGUCCUGUCCUCCCGGGGUGUUGGGCGGAGGAGAGUGAAUUCAAUCGAGAGUCACCUCGAAUGCGCACAUAGCGCUGCUUGUUUGGGAGGCGCAUAUUUCGCGAGUUGGCGCAUCGCGGCAGGACGGAUGAACUUCUCCAAUCGUACAGGGCGUUGCAACUGCCGUGCGGAGCCCGACGAGCACUCCCCAUUAGUAAUAGCCCGUCCGACCCACGUUGUGAGAGCGCUCCGACGAGAAUAAGCCGUUCUGUGGGCCAGUGCCACUCCGCGAGGGAGAUGACGGAUCGUCCAGACGCUCGGAGGGGGUUGGGGAGUCACAAUCCAAUCGGUUGCGAAACAGACGCCGCAUACUCCGGCGUGCAGCAGCGCCGAGAUGACCCCGACGGUGGCUGGCGGGACUCGUCCGCAGGCGGCGGGAGUGGAUGGCCUGUCGCACUCACCAGCUGUCGCACGUGCUGCUGCGAAUCGCCGUGCUGUCGCAGCGUUGAGGAGUGCUGUCGUUUCCCGCCGCCUUUCUUCUGCUUCAUGUUUCCGCAUCUCUCGCGGACCUUCCCUGUCGCCGAUGCCCCCUGCGACUGCGCUAGCGACAGGGAACUCCCUGCGUGCGACUGGGAGAGCGAAAGCACCUGGAAGGGUUGCGACGUCGACAGCGCGGACCUUGGCGCGCGGGGGAACGGUCGCAGGAGCGGGGGAAAGGGCACUGAUGGCGCAAUUGGCACCGCAGGAUUCCGGAAACUCGCGCCGAUAUUGGAGCACCGUGCGCGGCUGCGGCGCAGCAAUCGCGGAUAUCACGAAACGCCUCAUUUUCCUCCGUCGUGGAAUUCCGCCUCGACGCCAGCGGACCUGGAAGUGCAACGACGCGUCAGUGCAAGCGGCGGGGCGCGCGAGGCGCAGUUCCUCUUCGCGCUGGAGCUGUUCCAGAGCGACUCGCGCGAACGAAUAAACAAUCCGAUGGUGGGCCUGAUAAGCCGCGAUGCCAUGGAGCAUGAUGCCACUUUCGCCACCGCCGGCGACGCUGCGUUUGAGCGAGGCUGGAGUGAGGAGGUGUGGCGACACGACCCGAUCUUAUCCUGCUGUGUUUCCGCCGUCCACUGCCUCACGAGACUCCUCCACGCGACCCUGGUUUCAAGCAAUGUGCUACUAUCGAAAUCGCUGACGCCAGCCUGGUCGUCACGCAAGAGAAGCAAGGAGCAGGCGGAGCGAUCGGGCGGAUGGCGCUGGCGGAAGGCUGCGCGGCAGGCGGGGGAGGGGAAAUACUGUUGCGCAGGGAGGCAAGGAUGACUGAAGGCGGAAUGAGGCGACAGCAUAAUGAUCGACCGUUACAGGAUAGGUUGUUCCAGGAUACUAGGGGUUUUCAAGGAAGGGUGUUUGAAGUUCAGGAGGCCAGGGGUUGAUGUGAGCUGAGGUAGACGGGGGGAGAACCCUAGCAUAACCAGCUUCCGCGAUACUGAGAACUCUAGUCAUGCAGCUGUUUUGCUGUGCUGUUACACUCCCAAUC